Penicillium taxi is the source of this 1335-nucleotide messenger RNA. Its product is annotated as NAD(P)/FAD-dependent oxidoreductase. The transcript has a single exon. NCBI's taxonomy places the organism in Eukaryota, Fungi, Ascomycota, Eurotiomycetes, Eurotiales, Aspergillaceae. Gene Ontology annotation, molecular function: sulfide:quinone oxidoreductase activity; FAD binding. Gene Ontology annotation, cellular component: mitochondrion. The coding region runs from base 1 to 1335 and encodes 444 amino acids. The record is from RefSeq and is a predicted model, not a curated record.
AUGUUUCGCCAAGUAACAACGGCGGCCAGCCGUGCACAUGCCGUGCCCAGCAUCCGCUCCUUCGCAACCGCCUCACCCGUCAGCGCAGCCCGCAGCCACAAGGUCGUCGUCGUGGGCGGCGGUUCAGCUGGUAUUUCAAUCAGUCACCAGCUGCUCCAAUCCGGCAAAUUCAAGACACACGACAUCGCCAUAGUUGACCCGGCCGAAUGGCACCACUACCAGCCCGGCUGGACUCUCGUCGGCGGAGGACUGAAGGACAGAGAGGAAUUGCGCCGACCACUACGUAGCCUGAUUGAUUCCCAGCUCAAAUUCUACAACGAAAGCGUGACCACAUUCACACCAGAGGGCAACUUCGUUACCCUCGGCAAUGGCGACAAGAUCAACUACGAGCAGCUGAUCGUCGCUCCAGGCCUCAGCAUCAACCUAGGCAACAUCAAGGGUCUCCCCGAGGCCCUGGCCAACCCGGACGCCCCCGUCUCCUCCAUCUACACCUAUGAUACCGUCAACAAGGUCUUCCCCAACAUCGAGAAGCUCAAGAAGGGUUCCGCCAUCUUCACCCAGCCCGCCGGUGCCAUCAAGUGCGCCGGUGCCCCGCAGAAGAUCAUGUGGCUUGCACUGGACCACUGGAAGCGCGCUGGUCUAUACAACCCCGGCAACCCAUCCAACUCAUCCAUCGAUAUCAGCUUCGCAACCGGCUUACCAGUCAUGUUCGGAGUGCCCAAGUACAACGCCGCACUGACAGCCAUACAGCAGGAGCGCGGCGUCAACGCUCUUUUCCAGCACGACUUGAUUGCCGUUGAAGGCAACAAGGCGACUUUUGCCCGGCUCGAUGGAAAGGAGGCUGUGACAAAGGAGUUUGACUUCCUGCACGUCGCACCGAAGAUGAGCUCGCCCGCUUUCGUCAAGGAUAGCCCUCUCGCGAACGAAGCCGGUUUCGUCGAUGUCGACGAUGCCACUACCCAACACAAGAAAUAUGCCAACGUCUGGUCUGCUGGUGAUGCCUCAAGUCUCCCUACCUCCAAAACAGCCGCAGCUGUUACAGCCGAGGCGCCCGUUCUCACUCGCAACUUGCUGCAGGUGUUGGAUGGAAAGAAGCCUGAUGCUGUGUAUGAUGGAUACACUUCCUGCCCGAUGACAACUGAAUACGGCAAAGUUAUGCUGGCUGAGUUCAAGUACGGCCCUGAGCCGAAAGAGACCUUUGGAAAGUGGUUCGGUAUUGAUCAGUCUAUUCCCCGUUCCAGCUUCUACUACCUGAAGAAGGACUUCUUCCCUUGGGUAUACUUUAACUCCAUGGUCAAGGGUAAGUGGGGAGGUCCUAAGGGAUGGACUAAAUAG